Molecule: messenger RNA, 4066 nt
Organism: Seriola dumerili (greater amberjack)
Lineage: Eukaryota; Metazoa; Chordata; Actinopteri; Carangiformes; Carangidae
Gene: caap1
Product: caspase activity and apoptosis inhibitor 1
Exons: 6
Coding region: 68-1072 (334 amino acids)
Source: RefSeq, a predicted model, not a curated record
GCGACAUUCAAUUUUAGCAAGUGAGUAAACGAGAGACUGGAUAACAAGUGCCUCGUUUGUUUUAAAAAUGCUCAAAAAGAAGUCAAGUAGUACUGAAAAGAAAAGGAAAUACUCGCAGCCCGAGGAACGACAUGACAGCAAUAAACGCAGAAGUACAGAAACCAAUGUGGAGCAGGACUCCAAGGAUGAACUCGCUGACCCAGAGCUGGACAGGAUUGGCAGUGACAUUGAGGAGGGGGGAUUGGACCUCAGCCUGCCAUUUCAACCCAUCACUGCAUAUGUCACUGACAAGCGGGAGAUGCUAGAGCAGUGUUUCCACGUGCUGGGGGAGAAGAAGCUACAGAAGAUGCUGCCUGAUGAACUCAAGGACUGUAUUUUAGAGGAAAUCAAAAAGCUGUGUUGGGAGCAACUGGAGCCAAUAUCAGAGAAAAAUCUUAUCCGGAUCUUAGCAGGGGAAGAGCUGACAUCUGGAAAUGGGGAUGAACGCACAAAGGAGACCUUGGAAAGCCAGCAAGACAAUAAUGUAGACUCUACAUCUUGCCUCAAAGAAACAGCAAAAACUGAGGACCCUAAGCAAGAGGGUGGUGGCUCAGGCGAGGAGAGCGAUGUCCUAAGUAUAAAUGCAGAUACUUACGAUAGUGACAUAGAGGGACCCAAAGAGGAGCAGACUGUUAAAGCCGCGGACGGGGCAGUGAAACCAGGGGACAGCAGUGGGGAGAGCGCUUGCCCAGCUUUAAACCGUGAACCAGCAGAUCCCGAGCCUCCCACGGGCUCUCAACCAGUGGAAGCAAAGAAAGACAUUCAAAGCGACAUAGACAGAAGCGUUAGUGAGAUUUUAGCCUUCUCAUCCACUUCAAGUAAAGAGGUAGCUAAAGAAGAGAGUGCACCACCGCAGUCUGUAGAUGUCACUUUACCUGUUCAGGGUGGACCUGUUUCGAGUCGUGCACCUGCAGCCUGUCAGCCGUCCAUUCAACAGCUGGAGCUUCUGGAGUUGGAAAUGAGGGCUAGGGCCAUUAAGGCUCUGAUGAAAGCAAGUGAUGGGAAAAAGCCCUCUGUGGCGAAAAACGUUUAGCAUGGUUCAUUGUUAUGUUUUGCAUGGUUUAAUGGUUUUAUACACUUGAAAGAACUCGGUUUACAGAUGGUGAAUUAGGUUUUUGAACAAUUUACAACAUAGUUCAGUUUUUUUUGUUUUUUGAAACUUUCUGUAUUGUAACAUUCAAACCAUGUUGUUCGAUUACUCCAUAUUGGAAUGAUAUUACAGACCGUUUAAUGCCAAAUUAAACACAUAAAGACCUGUUUUACUCCUACUCUACUCUCAGUGUCUUCUGGGAAAUGCUGAACAUAAAGACAAUAUCAAAUGUAGUUUUUCCCUUGGGCACUAGAUGGCAAUAUUACUCUGCUGUAAUAAAUCCAAGGGGAGAGAGAGAGAAAUGAUUUAUUUGCCUCCAUUACAGUAAAAAUAGUCUUGAGCAGCAUGAAAGUCAAGUUUUCCUAGUAAUGAUGUUAUUUAAUAAUUCAUUUAUUCAGUUAGGGCAAAAAUUGGUUUUGCAAUGGCAGAAAUUCUCGUUGAGCCAGUGUUAGAGGAUGUGAGCACAUCAGUGCGAUAUGUUAUUUUGUAUGUAGGCUGAGCUUGGCAAGCCAAAGCAGGUGGCAGCAGUGUUGUACUGUCAUUUAGACACUUGCAGUAUUUCUUCACUGAACACCUGUUUCACUUGUCACGCUGAAGCAUGCAUAGUAAUACCUGCCGUCUCUUUCAUAUUUGCAUUUUCUAAAUGGUUGGUAUAGAUUACUCUAAAAUGGAUAUCUGUUUGGCAAAGGGAACAAAAGCCCUUCUUGUGGCCUUACAGACAAACUACAGUGAAAUCCAAAACUAAAAUGAAUCUAAGAUAAUUAGACCAGCUGCCCUCGCUCAUACAUCUGCCAGUUUUAUUCACGAGAGUAAGUUUUAAAUUAAUUUUUGCUUCGUGUACCUCUAUGCAGCAGCUAGAACUAAUAGCGUACUCUCACCUAAUAUUGUGUUUUUGCUGUAAUUUAUUCUGAAGUUGCUUUGUUCCAGUGUAAACUGUAAGGUUGCUGUGUGUGUGCAAUUACAUGCAGAUGCAGAGCAAAACAGCUCUCUUCCCCAAAAGAGACAAUGAAACGUACGAUAAGAAGCCAGUUGCCUCCUGGGUAUUUGCAUUUAAAAGGGUUAUUUCAUGGGCAAAGUGAGGGUGGGGAGGGUUAAAUGCAUCUUUCUUUAUGCAUUUAUGUGCAGGUAUCUUUGUACUCAUUGAUGAUUUCAAGAGGGAAAACGUCCACUUUAGUAAAAGGGAUGCAACGAUUCUAAAGUGCUCGUGGUGUCUGUGAUUAGCGAGUAUUUAUCAGUGUAAUUUUACUGCUAUUAGAAUGCCAAUUAUUAUUAUAGUAUGAGCGGAUAAAUGGCUUUUAAAGCAGACCUCAGAAUGAGUGGGCUGAAAAUUGGAUUGAUGGAAGUGAGAUGAAACUUGUUGAGGGAGUACUUUUUGAAUUCAAAUGAACCCGAUGAACCUUGUUAAAAUAUUGAGGUAUGAUGCUUCCAUGAAUGGUGCUAUUAUCAAAGUCAGAAACAAAGUUGUGCAAAAAGUUGUACGCACCGGUUCAUCUGUUUAAUAGCCAUGCUCGUCAUUUUCCUCAGUGUUGUGAGCCAGCCGGUAGUUAGCAACUCUCAUUAAAGAUUGAAAAAAAUACUGUAUUCCUCUAAAAUGAUUUCUUGACUUUAUGUCUAACUUUUAGUAUGUAACAAUCUCGUAAAAGCUCAAAGAGGUUUGGGUUCUGCUUAGGAAACAUUGACCACAAUGUAAUCCCCUCUCAUGUGCUAGAUGUUCUGGAAGACUUCAUAUGCCACAUACUGUGUGUAUGUUGGAUGUAGAAAGGAAUUGAUAGGUUUAGUGCACUUUAUAUUGCGAUAAAUACAAAAUGGGUCUUGAGAAAGUUGUCUGCAAUCACCCCUCCGUGUAAGACAUCAUCAUCGCUGAUCUGCAAAGUUAAGUUUUCUAGAUGGAAUCCCCUAAAAUGUGCUGCAGAAAGAAGUGAUUCUGCAUUUAGUGUACUGUAUGUCAACUGUUGUAUAUGCUCCUUAAAGAGUGCUCUAUAAUUGGGAAGUUAAAAUGCAGUAAUUGUUGCAGUGGCCCUUGAGAACAACACGCAUACGGGAGUCAAAAUGCAAACAUUGGGAGGAAUGCGCUCCAAUCCAGACUUGCUACAAACCUCAAAAAGCAGGGGCACAAACAUGAAACUCUUUGAAAGCACAUUGCACAAAUGUACAGCGAAAAAGACUCUCACAGCAUGGCUCUAGGAAUAGGGAUGUCAGUUUUGGUCUGUCUUUGAGUCUGUUGGUCCAACUUUUUGGGCCACUUUGAUUCCUGUUAGAAUUCCAGAGAGUCCACAGAGAAUUAAUAAUUUCAUCCUCUUACUUCUCUUCCAGUUCCACCACCAACGUAUUAUUUCAAAUUGUCCAACAUUUUAGUUCUUGACAAAACAUGUAGUUGUACGCAGUAGUAUUUAAGUAUUUAAGAAGGAUUAACUUAUGCAAACAUAGUAAAAUCUCCAUGUAAAAGUACUUAAUGAUUAUUAGAAAAAUUUACUGAAAGUAUCAAAAGUAAAAGUAGUAAUGCAGAAUGCAGUAUUUGAUUUGUUAUUGAUGCAUUCAAGUACAAACAGGACUUUAAUGUUGUACCUCUUGAGACUGAGCAAAUAAUAUUUGAUAAAAAUAUAAUUUUUAUGUAUAAUCUUAGGGUCUGCACAGCCGUAGUCCACCUACGUUUAUAUUGCCUAAUUAGUGCUGUGUUGAUUAACAUUUCCCUCACGCUUCUGCUGUUGAUUUGUACCCAUUGGGGCAGGGGCAUCUUACCCAAUUAUCAUUCUUAGUGCAUAGAGUUUGCUAGAAUCAUGUACAGUAAUUGCCAGCAUAGCUCCACCUAACUUACACCUGACUAGAGAUAUAAUCAGACACAGUGGUUGAAAACAACUGCGUGGGUGUUCAGAGCUUGUUGACAUAAUUGUCAAACAAAUGUAGUUGGGUAAAAAGUAUUUCUCUCUGAAAUGUAGU